AUGUUCAUAAACCGCUGACUAUUUUCAACUAAUCAUAAGGAUAUUGGUACUCUCUACCUCUUAUUUGGUGCUUGAGCUGGUAUAGUAGGAACCGCUCUCAGUCUCUUGAUUCGGGCCGAACUAGGCCAACCUGGCACACUACUAGGAGAUGACCAGAUUUACAAUGUAAUCGUCACUGCUCAUGCCUUCGUAAUAAUUUUCUUCAUAGUGAUGCCUAUUAUGAUCGGAGGAUUCGGAAACUGAUUAGUCCCAUUAAUAAUUGGAGCUCCUGACAUAGCGUUCCCUCGAAUGAACAAUAUGAGCUUUUGACUUCUUCCCCCCUCCUUUUUACUCCUACUUGCUUCAUCUAUGGUAGAGGCCGGAGCAGGGACUGGGUGAACAGUAUAUCCGCCUCUAGCUGGUAAUCUAGCUCAUGCAGGAGCAUCCGUAGAUCUAACUAUUUUUUCACUACAUCUAGCAGGUAUUUCCUCAAUCUUGGGUGCUAUUAAUUUUAUCACCACUAUUAUCAACAUAAAACCCCCUGCCAUAUCUCAAUAUCAAACACCUCUCUUCGUCUGAUCUGUCUUAAUUACUGCUGUUUUGUUGCUCCUAUCACUUCCAGUUUUAGCAGCAGGAAUCACCAUAUUAUUAACAGACCGAAACCUAAACACUACAUUUUUUGAUCCCGCUGGGGGAGGAGACCCCAUCUUAUAUCAGCAUCUGUUCUGAUUUUUUGGCCACCCAGAAGUCUAUAUUUUAAUUUUGCCCGGAUUCGGGAUAAUCUCACAUAUCGUUACCUAUUAUUCAGGUAAAAAAGAACCUUUUGGCUACAUGGGAAUAGUUUGAGCCAUAAUAUCAAUUGGCUUCCUGGGCUUUAUCGUAUGGGCCCAUCACAUGUUUACUGUAGGAAUGGAUGUAGACACGCGAGCAUACUUUACAUCAGCUACUAUAAUCAUCGCUAUUCCCACCGGGGUAAAAGUAUUUAGUUGACUGGCUACUCUUCACGGAGGUAAUAUUAAAUGAUCCCCUGCUAUAUUAUGGGCCCUGGGUUUCAUCUUCCUGUUCACCGUAGGAGGCUUAACAGGAAUUGUACUAGCAAACUCUUCAUUAGAUAUUGUCCUUCAUGAUACAUAUUAUGUAGUAGCCCACUUCCAUUAUGUCUUGUCAAUAGGAGCAGUAUUUGCUAUUAUAGGAGGCUUCGUUCAUUGAUUCCCUCUAUUCUCAGGAUAUACCCUUGACAAUACUUGGGCAAAAAUUCACUUUACAAUUAUGUUUGUGGGCGUUAACAUGACGUUCUUCCCCCAACACUUUCUAGGCCUAUCUGGAAUGCCUCGACGUUAUUCUGACUACCCAGACGCAUAUACAACUUGAAAUACAAUUUCUUCAAUAGGCUCUUUCAUCUCAUUAACAGCAGUAAUAUUAAUAGUUUUCAUAGUAUGGGAGGCUUUCGCAUCUAAACGAGAAGUGGCUAUGGUAGAACUAACCACAACUAACCUUGAAUGAUUACAUGGAUGUCCCCCUCCAUACCAUACAUUUGAAGAGCCAACUUAUGUAUCAUUAAAAUAA
Molecule: messenger RNA, 1545 nt
Organism: Leopardus geoffroyi (Geoffroy's cat)
Lineage: Eukaryota; Metazoa; Chordata; Mammalia; Carnivora; Felidae
Source: the annotation of a RefSeq genome assembly